UUUCAACGUCAUAAUUAAAACUCGCAGCUCCCUCUAGCUAACUUCUAAAUUAUACGAAUACCACCAUUAGAGCAGAGAGAUAAUGCAAGGCUGAUAUUUGAUGGAGAAAUGUUGCAAUCUCAACGUACAGUAUUACACAGUGGGCAAGCCUGGAAAUAUUACAUAAAUUUUGAAUACUAUAGAGAGAAUAGCAGUUAUGAUAGCUAUGGCUACCAGUACCACUACCAUACUGUUGUACAACCAUGUGGUAUGCGACUGUGUCUGAUUAUACACCAAUAGUAAUAUUAAUAGUAGUACAGUGAUAUUGACAGCGUGUUUUGCGAAAUGUAUUUUGUAAUUGUAAAUUAUUACAUUUUAUGUAUAAAUAUGUACAGAUAUCACAUCUUCAUAUGACUGGCCACUUCUAACUGAUAUUAAGUAAUAUCAGUAAUAACUUUGGUUGUAUUGAACUGAUCAAAUUGUUAACAGAGAGGGACAUCACUUGCACGUGUGUAUUAAAAUUGAAUGGAGCUUGUGAAUAUUAAGAUGUUGCUACCUAGUCAAGAGGAAAUAAACUUAUAACUCCAAAACCUAACAACUUAUAAUUUAUGAGGAAAUGGGAAGGAUUAUAGCAAUCAGCAUCUGGAUGUUCAUCGUGAUGAUGAUUUUUGGAGUUGGUGGAUACGUAUAUGUCCUGUGGAUUCAGUACUGGAGGUUUGCUAAAAAUAAACACUUCUCACAUGCUGCUGCUAUCAGGAGAACUUUCCUAGAGAACAACUUAACUUCUUUAUCCUUGAAGGAAGUAGCCCAGAGCCUGAACUCUCCAAGCCAAUACCAUUUAGAAGUUACUGCAAAUAAAACUGAAAAGAAUAGUUUUGCUGAAGAACAUAAAAGUCUUGUGGAUAAUUUAAUAAAAAAAAUUAAUACAUAUAAACACCAACUGAUAGUGCAGUUUCGUAAGUGGCAACUUCAAGGAGCCAGUGUAAUUUCAGACCAAAGUCAGAGCCACAAUGAUUAUAAAGUUCACUUUAAAGGUAAACGAUCUUUUGGUUACAAGUCAGAGACUGAUCUUGUUUGCAGUGCCAAACAUGAUGUGCCUGUCAGUAUGUUGUCUGCUGAUGACACCUUCUUUAAAGAAAUUGGCCUGGCACCAUUGUUUCCCAAUAAGAAUUUUAAUCAAGUUUUAGGACUGUACAAUAGCUGUGCAAUUGUUUCAAGUUCUGGAUCCAUGUACAAGUCAGGGUUAGGCAAAGAAAUAGAUACACAUGAUGUAGUGCUGAGAUUUAAUGAUGCACCAACUAAAGGUUAUGAAAAAGAUGUUGGUAACAAAACAACAGUCAGGAUUCUCAAUUCACAGGUGGUUUCAAAACCAGAGUUUGACUUUUCUCACUCACCACUGUAUGAGAAUAUGUUACUUAUAGUCUGGGAUCCUCCUGGUUAUGAAGACGACAUAAAAAAGUGGUACCAGCAUCCAGAUUUUGAUUUUUUUCCUUUCUAUUGGGAGAGACGACAAAGACUUCCUGAAGAAAAUUUCUUUGUAGUGCAUCCUACAGUCAUUUGGAAAGCUUGGAAUUUCAUUCAGGAAAAUACAGCAGUACCUAUAAAAAAGAAUCCUCCAUCUUCAGGGUUUUUAGGUUUGUUGCUACUACUACAGCACUGUAAUACUGUGGACAUAUAUGAGUAUAUCCCUUCAAUGAGAUUAACAAAACGUUGCCACUACUAUGAUGUGCAUGAAAACUUAGGAUGUACAUUAGGUGAUUGGCACCCUUUAGCAUCUGAGAAGCUACUUUCUUUAGCCAUGAAUGCUGCCUCAGACCUUCAGGUUUUUGUGAAUGGAAAGAUCAGUAUAAAAGGUGAUGUUAAGUGCUAGAAGUUUGAACAACCUGAAUCUGUAAAGUUCUUGUUAAAUUUUACUUAUACAAAGAACAUAUUGUGUUAAACAAUUUUCCUUAAUUUCAUCUCUGUCCUGCAAUUUUUUUUUAAGAAAAGGAAGAUAAAAAGAAAAUUUUAAGAAAAAUUAAGUCUCAUUAGUUUACCAUUAGACAUGAUAUAGAAAAAAAAGCAGGUGAUUUUGUAACUAGACAGGUAGUAAUUGUAAUCACAUUAUUAUUGUACUCAAGGCAUGUGACACACUGUACCCGAGAUGUUUGUUCAGUCUUAACUAUAAAGUUUACGUUAGGAUUAGAUCAGUUUUUUUUCUUUAUGAAUCAUUGUUCUGAUUGAGCUGUAAUACAGAAAAAUAUAGUUUUGUUUGUUUAUU
This is a messenger RNA of Limulus polyphemus (Atlantic horseshoe crab), 2239 nucleotides long. Its product is annotated as beta-galactoside alpha-2,6-sialyltransferase 2-like. Gene Ontology annotation, molecular function: sialyltransferase activity. The transcript has 6 exons. The coding region runs from base 596 to 1849 and encodes 417 amino acids. The record is from RefSeq and is a predicted model, not a curated record. Lineage: Eukaryota; Metazoa; Arthropoda; Merostomata; Xiphosura; Limulidae.